Messenger RNA from Gigantopelta aegis, 2668 nucleotides. RefSeq names its product myosin heavy chain, striated muscle-like. Bases 1 to 2112 code for a protein of 703 amino acids. NCBI's taxonomy places the organism in Eukaryota, Metazoa, Mollusca, Gastropoda, Neomphalida, Peltospiridae. The record is from RefSeq and is a predicted model, not a curated record. The transcript has 12 exons. Gene Ontology annotation, molecular function: cytoskeletal motor activity; actin filament binding; ATP binding. Gene Ontology annotation, cellular component: myosin complex.
AUGUCGUCGUUCGACGUGAACGACCCGGAUUUCCUCUACCUGGCCGUCGACCGGAAGAAGUUGCUCAAGGAGGCCACUUCGUAUGACGCUAAGAAAUCCUGCUGGAUCCCCGACGAUAAGGAGGGAUUCAUACCAGCCGAAAUCCAGAGCACCAAGGGCGACGAGAUAACCGUCAAAACAGCCAACAAUGAAAUACCUAACGUCUCCACACCAUUCUCAAAAGACAGCAGUCUGGAAGAGAGCAAGAACUCUCUGGAAGAGGAAAUCAGGGCACGCCAGAAACUGCAGAGUGAGGUGCGCAACUUGAGGUCUGAUUUGGAUGCCAUCAAGGAUCAGCUGGACGAGGAGCAGGAAAGACGAUCAGAUAUGCAGAGAGCUCUGUCCAAGGCCAACGCCGAGGUCCAAGCCUGGAAGACCAAGUUCAUCACAGAGGGUUCAAAUCGUACCGAGGAACUGGAGGAGGCCAAACGUAAGUUGCAAGCGAAGGCCAAUGAAGCUGAACAGCAGCUGGAAGCAGCCAUGAACAAGGUCUCAGCUCUGGAGAAGGCCAAGUCCAGACUGCAGGGAGAGUUGGAAGAUGCCCUCAUUGACGUACAGCGGGCUACUGCUACCGCCACCAAUCUGGAAAAACGUCAACGAUCCUUUGACAAGACCGUCCAGGAAUGGCAGCAGAAGAUGAAGGACAUCCAGAUAGAGUUGGAGAAUGCCCAGAAGGAAUCUCGCGCCUACUCCGCCGAGCUGUUCCGUACUAAAGCCCAGUAUGAAGAGACCAAGGACGUCAUUGAUGCCCUCAAGAGAGAGAACAAGAACCUGGCUGAUGAGAUCCACGACCUCACAGAUCAGCUGUCAGAAGGUGGACGAAGCGUCCAUGAGAUUGAGAAGGCUCGCAAACGACUCCAGAUGGAAAAUAGGGAGUUCCAGACUGCUCUGGAAGAAGCCGAAGCUGCCCUUGAACAAGAGGAAGCCAAGAUUACUCGCGCUCAGCUCGAGAUUUCUACAUUCAGAACUGAAAUAGAGCGAAGACUGCAAGAGAAGGAUGAGGAAUUUGAGAGCACUCGUCGCAAUCACCAGCGAGCCCUCGAAUCCAUGCAGGUCAGCCUCGAGGCAGAGAGCAAGUGCAAGGCUGAAGCUCUCAAGGCUAAGAAGCAGAUUGAACAGUCCAUCAACGAUCUGGAAAUCGCUGUGGACAAUGCUAACCGUGCCAGAGUAGAGAGUGAGAAGAACGUCAAGCGUCUGCAGCAGCAGAUCACAGAGCUGCAGAGUCAGGUCCAGGACGAACACCGCCGAGGAAACGAGGCGAUGGAACAGCUGAACGCCGCCGAGCGCCGCGGCACCAUGAUCAUGGCCGAGUGCGAGGAGGCGAGGACCCAGCUGGAAAAUGCUGAACGUUCACGAAAGGCCAAGGAGAAUGAACUUCAUGACGCGUCUGACUGCAUCAAUGAGCUUCGUGCCGAGGUCACUUCACUUGCUGGUCAAAAACAAAAGAUGGAAGCUGAUGUUACUGCCAUGCAGCACGAUCUGGAUGAACUGACUUCGGAGCUGAACCAGGCCGAGGACCGAUACAAGAAGAUGAAUAUGGAGAUGGCUCGAGUGAUGGAGGAGAUUCGGCACGAGCAGGACCACAGCAUGCAGGUGGAGAAGUCUCGCAAGAUGAUGGAGAACCAGGUGAAGGAGCUGCAGGUCCGACUCGAGGAGGCAGAGAGCCAGGCUCUCAAGGGAGGCAGGAAACUCAUCCAGAAACUCGAGCAAAGAGUGCGAGACUUGGAGACCGAGUUGGAGACUGAACAGCGAACCUUCAGCGAGACUGAUAACAACAUGAGGAAGCUGGAUCGUCGUGUUCGCGAACUCACCUUCCAGUCGGACGAGGACCGCAAGAACUACGAACAUCUGCAGGGCGUCGUCGAGAGAAUGAACGGCAAGAUCAAGACUCUGAAACGCCAAAUCGAGGAGGCGGAAGAGGUUGGCGCUCUAAACCUGACCAAAUACCGCAAGGCCGCCAAAGAGCUGGAGGAUGCUGAAGAACGUGUAGAGGCAGCCGAGGCCUCCAUGGCGAAAAUGCGCUCAAAGAACCGAAGUUCUCUCUCCCAUACUUCAUUAACUAUAAGCUCAUAAUUGAUUAGUGAUUUGGAGAGAAAGGUACAUGGUGCGUGAUGGCUUUUACACCGACUACUUAAAAAGAAGCCUUCAAAAUCUGUGUCCGUGUUUUGACCCACCUAUUGUAUGCAAUGACGUUUUCUACAUGCUACAACAUGUGGAAUUUAAUAUGAACUCUUAGUUGAUUUGACUAACAAGUGUGGUGUAUGUCAAUAUCUUACAAUUGUUUGUGACCUGAACUAUCAAGACCAUCUUUAGCUACAGAGCACCACACCAUCCACUAAAAUAUUUGUCUUUCUGAUAAAUUAAACAGUGGUAUGAUUCGACAAGGUGUAUUAUGGAAAGUGGUCCAGCAAAAUUUCAGUCUGCAGUGUGUUUCUGUGCAGUUUCGAACAAACAAUAUUUCUUUUGUUAUGCGUCAUAAAUAUGUGAUAAUGUAUUAUAUUAUUUAUUAUUUAUUUUGCCAGUGUAUUCAGCAGAAGCACUCUAAGGCAGUGACUGAUUUUUGUGUUACUUUUACCACAUCAUUCCACACCCCUGGUUAUUCAGACAUGAAUACACUACUCUUAUCCUG